CCCCCACGGCUCUAUCAUCUCCCCCUCCCCCCUCCAGGGCGCGCCUCCACAACCCGCCUCCUCCCAGCUGCCCCGCCCACCGGGUCAUGUGACAAUCCAAGAUGGCGGCGCUCAGGGUGCUGCCGGCGGCGCUGCUGCUCACCUGCCUGCUGCUCGGCGGGCGCUGCUCGGGGCGGCGCGCGGGCCCGGUGCCCCUGGUCAUGUGGCACGGGAUGGGAGACAGCUGCUGUAACCCUGGAAGCAUGGGAUACAUUAAAAAAAUAGUGGAAAACAAAAUACCAGGAAUUUACGUUCUGUCGCUACAGAUUGGAAACAACUUGGUAGAGGAUAUGGAGAACAGCUACUUCAUGAAUGUGAACAAACAGGUGAUGCUGGUUUGUGACAAACUCGCUAAGGACCCUCACUUGCAAGGAGGCUACAAUUCUAUGGGAUUCUCCCAGGGAGGCCAGUUCCUGAGGGCGGUGGCACAGAGAUGUCCUUCUCCUCCAAUGUUCAAUUUGAUUUCCAUUGGGGGGCAGCACCAAGGUGUGUUUGGCUUUCCACGCUGUCCUGGGGAGAAGUCCCGCAUCUGUGACUGGGUCCGAAAGCUGCUGGACCUUGGCGUCUACACGAAGAUGGUCCAGGAGCGCCUAGUGCAGGCAGAAUACUGGCAUGACCCCAUGAAGGAGGAAGAGUACCAGAAAAACAGCAUCUUCCUGGCUGACAUCAAUCAGGAGAAGGGCAACAACGAGACCUACAAGAAAAACUUGAUGGCUUUGAAAAAGUUUGUGAUGGUGAAAUUUCUCAAUGACACGAUGGUAGACCCUCCAGCCUCAGAGUGGUUUGGAUAUUAUAGAAGUGGGCAAGCCAAGGAGACCAUCCCCCUGCAGGAGACCUCGCUGUACAAAGAGGAUCAGCUGGGGCUGCAGCAGAUGGACAAGGCAGGAAAGCUGGUAUUCCUGUCUGUGGCAGGAGAUCACCUUCGCUUUUCUGAAGAGUGGUUCUAUACAAACAUCAUCCCCUUGCUAAACUGAAGCCGAUGUGUGUCAGCAGCCUGACAAGAGAAGGUGACUUCGUCAGACCAAGCUCCUGAUACAAGGCUGAGGAAGUUACCCUGUCAAGUUCUAACUUGGAUCCACUUGCUGUAGCUAACAAACUAAGCUGCCACUUACUGUGUAACAGCACAUCCUCCAUACAAACCUGCUGCAGCAUCGUAUCAGAGCUAACCAAGUAUUUAAGGGCAUAUUAGUCUGCUGGUUGUUGCCAGAGAGUACAUGAGAAGUGGCACGGAUUAAAUUUUAGUAGAUUUAAAUUUAAUAUACUAUUAUGGUGUAGCAUAUGGUCCCAACCCAGACUAGGUUUCGGUGUUAGCAAGUUUUGUAUGGUUUUCAAACAAACUAAUGUAAUUGCACCAGUCGCUUGCUGGAGCAUAGUUCAGUAGUUUUCAAACUUUUUUUUUCUGAUGACCCAGUUGAAGAAAAUUGUUGAUGCCCGUGAUGCAACGGAGCUGGGGAUGAGGGGUUUGGGGAGUGGGAAGGGGCUCAAGGCUGGGGCAGAGGGUUGGAGUGCGGGGGUGAGGGCUGUGGGGUGGGGCCAGGAAUGAGGGGCUCUGGGCUGGGGCAGGGCUCUGGCAUGGGGAUGAGGGGUUUUGGGGGGCUUGGGCAGGAGAUUGGGGUGUGGGCUUACCUCUGGUGGCUCCCUGUCAGUGGCACAGCUGGGGUGCAGAGGCAGGCUUCCUGCCUGUCCUGGCACCAUGGACCGUGCUGCACCCCAAAAGUGGCCAGCAGCAGGUCUGGCUCCUAGACAGAGGCAUGCAAGCAGCUCCACACAGCUCUUGCCUGCAGGCACCAGCUCCCAUUGGCCAGGAACCAGCCACUGGGAGUGCAGAACUGGUGCUCAGGGUGGGGCAGCACACAGAGGCCUGUGCUGCGCCCCCCCCCCCCCCCCCAGCCUAGGAACUGGACCUGCCACUGGCCACUUCCAGGGCACAGCACCGUGGCAGACUCAGAACAGGUAGGGACUAUGAGUUUUUACUGGCUGGCUGCCAGGGUCCCUGGGUGCUGAGCAAGGUGACCCAGUACUGGGUCAUGACCUAAAGUUUGAAAACCACUGGCAUAGUUUAACAGCUGAGCCAUUUGAGACUGGGUAGUCUCAGUUUUAACAGAGCUAUGUUCUAACCACAUUUCCUGACCCUCUGUCAGGAUACUUAGGUUAAUACUAAUAAGCAUAACUAGUUUAGAUAAGGUCCACAGAGUGAGGAGGACCACCACUUAGAUUUAAGGAUGUUUGUAGGGAUAGGGGAGAAGACAGGGUUACAGCUGGGGGAAGGGGUGCUGGCUCAUGGGAGGGAGUGGGUUAUGGAUUAAGUUUUCAAGGGUUAUUAAAAGCUUUUUGAUAGUUGUCAGCUGACUAGCUAUUGUUUUGCACUGAUUCAAUGUUGAUUCUCUUUAAUAAAGAAUGUUUUCAGCUGUCUAA
This is a messenger RNA of Chelonia mydas (Green sea turtle), 2454 nucleotides long. It is a transcript of the gene PPT1, whose product is annotated as palmitoyl-protein thioesterase 1. Gene Ontology annotation, molecular function: palmitoyl-(protein) hydrolase activity. The coding region runs from base 102 to 1013 and encodes 303 amino acids. Gene Ontology annotation, cellular component: lysosome. The transcript is spliced from 9 exons. The record is from RefSeq and is a predicted model, not a curated record. Gene Ontology annotation, biological process: protein depalmitoylation; receptor-mediated endocytosis. NCBI's taxonomy places the organism in Eukaryota, Metazoa, Chordata, Testudines, Cheloniidae.